AAACUGAGAGGGAGGAGUAAUGCCAGCAAAUAUAAGCAGCAAAAGACGGAGACCAGUGCAGAUUAAAGACAGACUCUCUCAGCUAAAAGGAACAUGGGGUCUGGUAACAUCAGUUCGGCUGAAAAUCCAUCAUCUGGACUGGAAGCAGCUUCCAGACACAUACAAACAGCCUCCAUUGUCAUCUACUGUGUGAUUUUUAUAGUUGGAACUCUGGGCAAUGCUCUGGUUAUCUACGUGACGGGCUUCAAAAUGAAGAAAACAGUGGAAACAGUUUGGUUUCUCAACCUGGCCAUAACUGACUUCCUCUUCACGGCCUUCCUGAUUUUGUCAAUCAUUUCUCUCUCUCAGAGUCACCAAUGGCCUUUUGGACAAUUCAUAUGCCAGCUCAACACCUUUGUGAGUGUAGUCAACAUGUUUGCCAGUAUCUUCACUCUGACAGCCAUGAGUUUGGAUCGUUGUUUGUCCAUCUGGGUGGUGGUGUGGGCACACAACAAGCGCACAGUCUGCAAAGCUCGGCUCAUAUGUGUUGGUAUCUGGAUGAUUGCUGCGGUCUGCAGCACUCCUUAUGCCACUUUUCGCACUCUUGUGGAGAAUCAUGGGGCACAUUACUGUGGUUAUUCUAUGACACCUGAACAGAAAUGGAGUCUCCACAUUUUUCGCUUUCUUAUGGGCUUUGUGAUCCCAUUCCUGGUCAUAUUUGUGUCUUAUGUGGCCAUAGACUUGCGUACAAUGCGCAUGUCAAAAACAAGGCGACAGAGAUCUCGCCGAAUCAUUUUCUCCAUCAUUUUUGAAUUCUUCUUCUGCUGGUUGCCCCUCCAUGUUUUCAAUUUUAUAGAAAUAAAGGCUGCGAAUAAUCCAGACCUCUGGACCAUUGUUAGAAUCAUGGGUUCUCUGACUGUGAGUCUGGCUUUUCAGAACAGCUGCCUGAACCCCAUCCUCUAUGUUUUCAUGUGUGAAGAAUUCAUGAAGAAGCUUCGACAGUCCAUAUGCUUUGUACUUGAGAGUGCUCUGGCAGAGGACCAUGUGUCAUUUUUGUCCACUCGCUCCAUGUCAACCUUUUCCAGUGCCGCCCAAAAGUCAGACGCUGCUUGUCAAGAGAUUUAUUCUAAAGACACUUCUUCAGCUAAGAGUCUAAGGGUAGAAACACACACAGACGCUGUGUUUUUCACUUGUACCUCCCCUGUAGCCUCCACUAAAAGCUGUGAGAACAGUGUCAGCAUCGAGGGCAAAAACUGA
Messenger RNA from Oreochromis aureus, 1236 nucleotides. Its product is annotated as chemokine-like receptor 1. Gene Ontology annotation, molecular function: G protein-coupled receptor activity; complement receptor activity. Lineage: Eukaryota; Metazoa; Chordata; Actinopteri; Cichliformes; Cichlidae. Gene Ontology annotation, biological process: phospholipase C-activating G protein-coupled receptor signaling pathway; complement receptor mediated signaling pathway; positive regulation of cytosolic calcium ion concentration. Gene Ontology annotation, cellular component: plasma membrane. Bases 94 to 1236 code for a protein of 380 amino acids. The record is from RefSeq and is a predicted model, not a curated record. The transcript has 3 exons.